GCAAUUUUAAUAAAAUGGUCUAAUUGACGAAUUAAGGGGGAAGAGAAAGGGUUUAGGUUUGCGCGCAACAACAGUACCAAAAUCUCACUGUUGCUAGUCCACAGCUUCCUUCGUCAUAGCCAUUGUCCUCUUCUUUCUCCGGGUCAGUUCGUCCGUUUUUGAAGAAGUAAUUGGAGCAAUUAGAUAUCAGAGUUGAGUAAAUGUGGUAUCUCUGUGUGUUCUAUCACCGUCUUUUGGAUUAUCGAAAGGCCGAGGUCGAGUCUCUGGCCGAGUUGUUUGGUGAAAAUGGCGACCACAAAGGGAAGAAGUUGGAAUGGAAGCUUCCUCUUCACCAUCACCCUGAUUCUCCUUUCCAUUUCGUCGACCUCUCUUCAGACGAUAUCGCUCGGAACAUCGCUAACCGAAGUAUACUAGUGAAGGGGAUGUAUGAACUCUGGGGUCAAGGAAGUGACUACGAGGAGCUAGAGGAGUCUAUUAGAAAUUUUUCGAAAGAACGGAAGUCACCAUACUUACAACCUGGAAGCUCUUUCAAAAUUUCUAUAGAGAGCUUUGGGAAGGCUAUCAGCUUCCAGGAACAAAGUGAACGUAUUCAGGGGCUAGCGUACAUCCCUUUCAAGGGUCAAGUUAAUUUAAAAAGUCCAGAUCAUAAAUUUUGUCUUUUGGAAACUGCUGAUUACGGACUCAAUAAUGGACUUCCACCAAUUGCUCAAAGGAGAAUUUUUUUUGGCCGGGAGGUCGGUGGUGCCGAUAGGAAGCUUAUACCAACAUAUCAAUUAAAAAGUCGCACUUAUCUUGGGCCAACUGCCAUGGAUGCUGAAAUGGCUUUCUUAAUGGCCAACCAAGCAUUAGCGACAUCUGGAAAACUUGUCUUUGAUCCUUUUGUUGGCACUGGGAGCAUUCUUGUUGGCGCAGCUCAUUUUGGAGCAAUGACAAUGGGGGCAGACAUUGACAUUAGGGUGGUACGUGAUGGUCGUGGCCCUGAUUGUAAUGUUUGGAGCAACUUCAAGCAGUAUGGAUUACCACCUCCAAUUGCACUGUUAAGAGCAGAUAAUAAUCUUCCUCCCUGGCGUCCAGGAUUGAAGGAGGGGGCAGACAUUGACAUUAGGGUGGUACGUGAUGGUCGUGGCCCUGAUUGUAAUGUUUGGAGCAACUUCAAGCAGUAUGGAUUACCACCUCCAAUUGCACUGUUAAGAGCAGAUAAUAAUCUUCCUCCCUGGCGUCCAGGAUUGAAGGAGGGGGCAGACAUUGACAUUAGGGUGGUACGUGAUGGUCGUGGCCCUGAUUGUAAUGUUUGGAGCAACUUCAAGCAGUAUGGAUUACCACCUCCAAUUGCACUGUUAGAGCAGAUAAUAAUCUUCCUCCCUGGCGUCCAGGAUUGAAGGAGGUACAGCAGCAAUAUUUGCACCAGUACUAUUUAUUUAUUUUUCGUGGUGCUGAAGUUUCACUACCCUUGUUAUAUACUGAUGGUCACUAAUUCCUGUGGAUACUGCUUGACAUCUUUUUACAGAUUUUCAUUUACUUUUUAUUUUUCUUAACAAGAACCUAAUUUUUUCGUUGAGUAAAUGUUUCAAUGAUUAAAUGAAAAGUGACUGAUGCCUAAAGAAAAAAUGUAAAGUCAUAUGGAAGUGAAUAAGGAACAUAAAUGAGAAAAAAAAGUCAGAAGUAUUCCAAAAAAAAAAAAACUGAAAGAAUAAUCUUACAAAGAACUUGAGGCGCCAAUCAAAUUUGUAUCUUCAAAAACCAUAAGAGCUUAGAGAACAAAAAAAAAAAAAAAAA
Molecule: messenger RNA, 1776 nt
Organism: Cucumis sativus (cucumber)
Lineage: Eukaryota; Viridiplantae; Streptophyta; Magnoliopsida; Cucurbitales; Cucurbitaceae
Product: tRNA (guanine(10)-N2)-methyltransferase homolog
Exons: 9
Coding region: 201-1379 (392 amino acids)
Cellular component (GO): cytoplasm
Source: RefSeq, a predicted model, not a curated record